Andrographis paniculata is the source of this 816-nucleotide messenger RNA. Its product is annotated as protein SHI RELATED SEQUENCE 4-like. Gene Ontology annotation, molecular function: DNA binding; DNA-binding transcription factor activity. The transcript has 2 exons. Lineage: Eukaryota; Viridiplantae; Streptophyta; Magnoliopsida; Lamiales; Acanthaceae. Gene Ontology annotation, biological process: positive regulation of DNA-templated transcription. The coding region runs from base 1 to 816 and encodes 271 amino acids. The record is from RefSeq and is a predicted model, not a curated record. Gene Ontology annotation, cellular component: nucleus.
AUGAGUGGAGGAGAAGGAGGAGAAGAAGAAGAAGAAGGCGGAGGAAACAACGAGAAUAGUACAGGAACCGGAACGGGAACCGCAGCAGCAACAGGAGAAGGUCCCGGAGCUGGAGGCCAGGCGUCGUCGAGCGGUAGCCGGUGCCUGGACUGCGGGAACCAGGCCAAGCGGGACUGCGAGCAUCUACGCUGCAGGACCUGCUGCAAGAGCCGCGGCUUUCAGUGCCCCACUCACGUGAGGAGCACGUGGGUUCCGGUUGCUCGCCGCCGCCCCCGCCUCCUCCACCACCACCACCACCACCACCACCAGCCGCAGCAGCUCAUUCCCCAGCCCGACCACCACCACCACCCCCAUGGCCCAAACCCUAAGCGCUACCGCAACCACAACCCCCCACCUCCGCCCUUAGGGUUAGUUGCAGAAGAAGGUGAAGUGCCGCUGCCGGGCGAGGUAAGCUUUCCGGCAGUUUUCCGAUGCGUCCGCGUGAGUUCGAUCGACAACGUCGUCGACCAGUACGCCUACCAGACCUCCGUCUGCAUCGCCGGCCACGUCUUCACCGGAAUAUUGUACGACCAGGGCCCCGAGGAUCAGCACCACCACCACCACCACCAUCCGCCGGCGGAGCAUGUUCCUGCCGGAGAGUAUGUGACCGGCGGCGGCGGCGGAGGAGGAAUUGGGAUUGGGAUAGGGUUGCUGCACCAGCAAAACCUUGGAGGUACAACUUCGGCAGCCACGGGUACAACCUCGUCUUCAUACCCUAGCCCCUUCUGUGCUUUUAGUGCUACAACUUCACACUUCUUUCAUUACCCAAAUUCUUGA